UAUUUGCCCUUUAGAAAAGUCUUGAAAACUUAAAUUUCCAUUGUUUACAUUUAAAUUCGCACAGUGGCGCCCUCUGCCCCCGCAAAUGUUUUUAACCUAAAAAAUGUUUUGAAUCCAUGCAUCGGUUUUUCGUAAAUUAUGGCCGGUGCAAAAAUUAUUACAUGUAUAUUUUACACACUAUUCAUAGCAAGUGCCUUUUCGUCAAAAUUGAACGUGCCGAGAGUCCUACUUCCCAUUUUCAAUGACUUUUCUAUGAAAUUUCUGCUGGAAGCCAACGAUGGCGGUUGUUACAAAUGGAGCACGACUCGCAAUGAUAUCAUCAAAUUAACAAUGCUUGACGAAAAUCUUGACUUACAUUGCUCCAUAAAGGCCGAAGUUCAAACUGUGACCAAAGAGCCGGUCAGGAACCUCGCUGUGGUUCUUGCCGAGGAUGUUCAAACCGACCAAAUACUAAAAUGCGACGUUGUGGUCGACGCUAUAAGUUCCUUAUCAAUUACGACAACGACAAGGGAGCUUUUUAUGGAAGAAGUUCCCGAGGCGUUCCAAGUAAAUGCUUAUGACGCACAAGGCAACGAGUUUUCCUCCCUGGAAGGGGUGGAAUUUGACUGGAAGAUCAUCACACUUGGCAGCAAAAAGGAAGCAGUGGUUGUGAGAUACCUGCCGUUUAAAGACUCCCCCUAUGAGUCACUACCUCACAUCCAGAAACUCGAAGAUGACAAUAGAAAAGGCUCAGUUAUUUUACUUGAAGGCGUGAAAACGGGCUCAGCUAAAGUUUCAGUACGUCUUCCGUAUUCGGAAUACAAAGAAGUUCCAAGUAUUGAAGUCGUUUUGACCGUCAUUGCUAAUUUGUUGCUAGUUCCGAGUGAGGCUUACAUGAUGGAGGGAGAUGUGAUCUCAUUUAAAUUAUACUAUAUGCAUAAUGGUAAAAUGGAUGAGUUGCAAAUACCGGACGCCCAAUAUUUCCUCGAAUCUGAAGAUGAGAGUGUUGUUAAAAGUGAUAAAUCUUCAAGGGAAGUUACUGCCAGGGCGUUGGGUAAAUGUCACGUGAUGUUGCGCAGCUCCAAUAGGCUGGAUGAUGACCCAGCCUUAAAGCUUCCAGUGGCUGUGAUAACUGUAGUACAGCCCAGUUACAUUGUUUUGACCCUUUUACCUCACAAAAACUGGGCAAUUUUGGUCGGAGACCAGCAUGAGAUUAUCGCUGAGGUGUACAGCAGCUCUGAUAACAAGCUCUAUCUCGGUUCGGGUGUGCAAAUCCAAACCCAGGUGGGCGAAGCCUUUCACGUGGAAGAGCGUUCGCAGAAUGGCAGCUGGAUUAGCGGGUGGGGCCUUAAAGAAAGCCGAGCCAUAGUUUCGGCUAAAUUAGAGGCGGUGAUCCAUCCCACAUUGGGCAAAUUUACCCUGGAUACACCCAUAAUAUCGCAAGGCGAGCUCUACAUCUACCCCCGAAUAACUAUAUCUCCUGCCGAGGUUGUCUUACCAUGGGACACCCAAAUAAAACCCAAAUAUGACAUCGACUUGGUGGCUAAAGGGGGCGACGGCCGCUUUUUGUGGUCAAGCACGGACCAUUCCAUUGGUAUAGUGUCUCAAACGGGUCACGUGCGUACUCUCACCCAGGGCUAUUUUUCCGUAUCGGCUGCUAUGACCCGCAACCACCACAACCGUCAAUACGCCAAAUUUUCAAUCCUUCCACCUGUUCGUCUCGAAAUUGUUGAGUUUAUAAUGGAAGCGGAGAUUUUCCAACCGAUUUACCUCCACAUUGCUCUCUAUGCCCCCAAAACGAGCAACGAUAAUACCACUCAAACCUUUAUCCCUUUCACGCAGUGUCAAGACCUUCCGUUCCAAGUAAAACAAACCGAUAAUAAAUUUAUUUACAACAAAACAGCAUCAAUCCCUCCUGUGGGUAUCUCCUGCGGGAAUAUAGCAAUGAUUGGUACUGCCGUUGGUACAAGCAAAGUUACAGUGACGUAUUAUCAGGACGGUUUAAUUUUGGAAGAUUCGGUCACGAUAAACGCGUAUUACCCUCUGAAAUUGAUUUCACCGAGUCCUAAACAUCAAGUGGUUUUGGCGGUGGGCAGUGCUAUACAUUUGGUGUUUUCGGGGGGACCUAGGCCACAGAUUGGGAGACAGAGUGAUCAUCAAAGGAUUGUAAUUGUGGAGAAUGAAGCCACUGUGCAGGCGGAGGAUGUGACCGAUUCGAAUCAACUGCCGUUGGAGGAUAUUACGGCCGUUUGGGUCUUGUGUAGGAAGUUGGGUGAGACCAAUGUUAAGUUGACGAUCAGCAAUACGCCCUCGUUGCCCAAUUGCAAGAGUCAUGGGAGUACAGUGACGACAAAGGUAAUUUGCGGUAAACCCCGCCGCCUCCACAUCCAGCCGGAAGUCAAAGUCAACGAUGCGAAGGCAUGUCCCAUGGACCUCAGUGCCGACCGCGUUGUAGUACCCAACAACCAAGAUAUUGAACUCGAAGUGGUCGUCAUCGACGAACUUGGCCGUGUCUUCCUAAACACCAGUAGUCUUCUCUUCACAUGGGAGUCGCGUCCGGCUGGCGAAGUUAAAUUCCAAAGCAUCGACAGCACAAUCACCAAACACGAAAUGUUCGGCUCCGUUCCACUGGUCAACAAAACGCUCCAAAUUAUCCGUCCCUAUAUCGACUCCGGGCUGUUGGAAGUCACCGGAACCGUCAAGGGCUACAAGAUGAGUGUCUUAAAAGCCUAUCACAUCACACCGGAAUGGCCGGAAUUUUUGAGUGGGGAGGAGCGAUCGGCCGAUCAUCCUGCGAUAACAGCGACUGUGGGGCUGUUUUUGGUGGACGAUACAGUUGUGACACCUAAUGUAACAAUUAUUUUCAAUCAACCGAACGUCAAGAAGGAAAUAGCAGUGAUGCAUGGGUCGGGCUAUAUCGAAUUAUCGUUAAGUAAUGACGAAAUCGCAACGGUGAAUUACGUCGAAGGGACGAGACUUAUCGAAAUUGUCCCAGUGGUGUCAGGAGAAAUGACAAUACAAGUGGUGGACUUGUGUCUAGUCGCAAACCCGAUUUUCAUCUACGUUAAAGUGGUUUCCUUGGGGAAAAUCGAAGUCGAAACCGCCGGGAAAGUCGAGAUAAAUCACUGUAUCCAAGUCGUAGCGAAACUCUACGACGAAACUGAUCAAUUAUUGGACGUGCAUGACAUGGGGGUUAUCGAAUUGAGGCAUCGGUUCAGCAAAAAUAUAGCCAACUUGGGGCGCAUGCCCCAAAAUGCCGACGAUCCCUGGCCCUUGGGAGAGGUUCAUUUCGUUUUGACUGGAGUCGAACUCGGCGAUGCCCAGCUGACCUUCACGUUCGACAACAAAGACCAAGUCGUUUCGAGCGAACCGGUCGACAUCCAGGUGUUUCCCCCACUGAAGGUGAAUCCCCGAAACGGCACUCUUUUGGUGGGGGCUACCAUGCAAUUGACGCUUCGUGGGGGCCCACAACCCGACACCAGUAUCGAAUUCGAGCCACACACGAAUGGAACCAUCACCGUUAGUGACGUGGGUAUUGUUGUUGGGAAAAAUUUGGGAUUUACCAAAAUCACAGUUCGCUCGAUUGGAGUACAUCCAAAAACAGGCGAGAAAAUUAUUUACGCCGAAGAUACAAUCGAUGUUAAUAUUGUUAAAAUCAGUGGAGUGAAGAUAGGAGCGCCUUUGACGAAGUUUAAGAGUGGGGGGACGAUUCCGGUUUGGGUUACUGGAAUUCCGGAAACGAUUUCGCCCUUGAUUUUAUCGAGUUUUGAAGAUUCGGCUUUGACGUACGACUGGUAUUUUAAUGAUUUUGAUGUGACGACGCUUGUGGGAGUUUUUUCAACUGUGGGUGUGAUUUACAAAACUUGCGACAAAACAAUAGUAAGAGUGACGGGUUUGCAACCUGGCAAAACGAAGCUCUACGUGAACGUAACAUUCAACGCUGUUGAUGCAACUCAACCUACAGUGUACCAGGCAUACGUAGAUUUGGAAGUUUUUGAACCUUUGAUGCUUGUAACCCCCCGACAUAUGCCAGGGAGGUCACUUUUGAUGGCCCGCCAUUCAAGCAUCCAACUACAAACCAAUUUAGAAGGCAUUGUUAAUAUAGAGUACAGCAUUCCUGAAUUUCGCCUAACGGGGACCGAAGUAACAGCGAUGAACUCGACUCCGGUUGCGACAAUAACAGUGACAGAGACUGGUUAUUUGCAGUCUUUCGGUACCGUUGGAUUUGCCCAACUGUUGAUAACUGCAACCGACGAGUUGGGAUUGAAGCAAACUCUGACUUAUGUUGUUGAAGUCAAGCCGGUGCAUUACAUGUUAUUGACGGUGAAAGCGAACUGGAGAAUUCACUUGGACAGUUCUUUGCAAGUGAUACCGUUAGGAACUGAGUUCGAUUUGGUUGCGAAUUUCUACGACAUCAUCGGGAAUAAAUUCAACGCUGGGCCUCGCCAGGUUAAAGUGCGGGCUAAUCGACUGGAUCUUGUUAAAAUCAAGCAAUACACAAGCAAUGCCACUAUGACCGUAGCGACGAAAAAGCCCGGUCAUACGGUUAUCAAGGCUUGGACCGACGGUGUUGACAAUACGGCGGACUAUGUCAAGAUUCAUUCGAAAGAAGUGGUCAAACCUGUCGUUGAUUUUCUGACAAGUGGCGAUAUUAUGUGUUUGUGGAGUCCAGUCGUGACAAGACAUUUGCAAAUCGGUUUUUGGUCCAGUAGCGACACUAGCAUGAUCUCAAUUGAUGCAACCAUUGAUUUGGCGUUUGUUAUUGGAAAUAAGGAAGGAACUGUCUUGCUCACACACUCGUUACAAGCCAACGUUCCGCUGCGAAUGCAAGUCUUACCAGUCGCUGAAGUUAAAUUAUACCCCGACAAGGUCACAUUUUUCACAAAUGGGGCCGAGGGGAUGGUCCAAAGGAUCGGCGUUGUGUUAAAAAGCCGGGUGGGGCCAGCCGACAAGAGAAAUAAUUUGAUCCAAGGAUGGCUCUGUGAUAGGUCUUUCCACCGAUAUCUAGUCCCGACGCCCUUCAGGUGUUUCGUCCGAUUCACCAAUGAGAGUGUAGACAUCGAUGCGAACAGUAUCUUCAGCAUGAAGAGCAGUUUUAAACCGGAAAUAGGUCAAUAUAAUUGUAAAAUCAUCUCAACGGGGGCUAACACGUCCGAUGUCAGUCUCCUAAUGACGAAUAUCACGUUUUGGGUCAUUUCCGACGAAGGGGAAAUUGAAUCGCAACCUUUGGAAAUGCCGUUCAUUCCUACACCUUACGUACCACCGGAAGUGUAUAUUGGGGAUCAGGGAAAUGUCGGCGAGCUUGUUGUCACAGGUCUGGGCUACAUUUUGGAGCAUAUUGUGGUACAACCAGCCGAUAGUAGCAUUGUUUAUGUAGAUAAGGGCCGCUUAAUUGAUGAAAAUCAUAAAAUGUAUCAAGUGCAGCUUGUCGAUUAUCAUCCGAAGUUUGCCGAUCAGGAAGAUGUCAUGGGAAUUAUUGUUCGGUCACCGCUUACGGAUCAAGCGACUCAAGUUAUGGUGCGAGUUUCCAAUAAAUAUCGCGACGACACCUGUGCGGGUAAAUCCCCGAUUUACCGAUUUAUACAACAUUACAAACACGCCAUUAUUAUCGUGAUUUCAAUGCUCAUUAUUUUCUGUGUCACUUGUUACGUCUAUUCACGAUAUAUGCAACCAAUGGUUACUGUCACAGUUAACCCGAACCGAUCUCUUCUCAACGCUUCUUAUCAGCAACAGCAUUACCCGACUGCUUCAACUCCCAUGAAUAUGAUGAACAGGACUCAACCCUCAAUUCCAAGAUUAUCUCCAACUUCACCGAUUUGUACAAGCAAGUCGAAUUGUACCUGCGGUAGGAAUCGAGAACCGGUCUAUGGUGAUGUUAGUUCGUUUACAAUGAAUAGUCCCGAAUUGCGAAGAAACCGAAGAUUUUUGUAACUGUGUUCAAAUUACGUUUAGUUUUUGUACAUAGCAGGGAGUGCCAGUUUGUUUUUUGUAUAUAAUAUACAAGUGUACUUAUUUUUUUACAAAAAUAAAUUCAUUUUUGACCAUA
This is a messenger RNA of Tribolium castaneum (red flour beetle), 6025 nucleotides long. RefSeq names its product Glycoprotein 210 kDa (gene Gp210). Gene Ontology annotation, cellular component: nuclear pore. The record is from RefSeq and is a predicted model, not a curated record. The transcript has 15 exons. Lineage: Eukaryota; Metazoa; Arthropoda; Insecta; Coleoptera; Tenebrionidae. Bases 139 to 5910 code for a protein of 1923 amino acids.